Molecule: messenger RNA, 1254 nt
Organism: Lactuca virosa
Lineage: Eukaryota; Viridiplantae; Streptophyta; Magnoliopsida; Asterales; Asteraceae
Source: the annotation of a GenBank genome assembly
AAACAACAUUCCACCCCUAUUGGAACCUUAAAGAUAGUCGACUGCAGCUUCCUGAAAGCCCUAUAAAUCAGGUACUAAUGGCGCCACAUACACAAUUGAAGAUUCAAGAAGCCAACAAAGAGUCCCUUUCAGUCUUCUACACUGCUCUUUCCUCUUUCCUCUUUCCUCUUUCAAUGGCAGGACCUUCUCUCAGUAAUCUUGAACACCCUACCACCGCAAACAUCAAAUUUCUUUGCAGCUACGGCGGAAAGAUCCUCCCUCGUUACCCCGACGGCAAACUCCGUUACCACGGCGGAGAGACUCGUGUCCUCGCCGUUGACCGCUACCUCUCUUUCUCCGAAUUGGUGGUGAAACUCGGUGAACUUAGCGGGACGUCGAUGCCGGUGGCUCUGAGGUGUCAACUGCCGACGGAGGAUUUAGACGCGCUUGUGUCAAUUAUAUCCGACGAGGAUCUCGUUAAUCUCAUAGAGGAAUAUGAUCGAGUAGCUAAACUACAAUCAUCAUCGAAUCUCAAAAUCAGAGCGUUUCUCUCACUACAGAAGAAAUCCUCCCCGACUAGUUCAACCGCCUCUUCUCCGUCCACCACAACCGGUCUCGAGAGUUCUUCUCCGUCGUCCGAUUCCAAUUCACUCACGAGAUUUCCUAUGGCAACGACGAAUCAUUACGGCGAGCAGAUGUUAAAACCACAGGGAAAACUUCCAUUCCGCUACGAAAGAUCCAGCGGAAACCUCCUGCGUUAUGCAUGUCAGAAUUCAAGCCAGAGUUACCAGCUCCUUCACAAUGACAACCGUUGCAAUAAGAGUCUUAGAUAUGGCACCGACUUUCGAUCGGAAAACUUUUGUUCUUGAAGAUGCAUCAAUCUAAAUCGUGGCCAAGAAGAACAAUCCAAGUAUCCAGCCGAUUAAGAAAAAGGUAAAUGAAGGGUAGACAUGUGAUGUACGAUUGGACUAAAAGUCUGAAACCAUUUUAUAGAAAUGGAUGAGGUUAUAGUUUUUGUAAAUUUUGCUCGUUUGUUGACGUCCGCCGUUGAAAUUCCGAUUACCGCCGGUAUUAAUCAUCUCAGCAACCUGAUUCGAUGAUCGAUGAAUAGAGUCUGUUUUGUCGUUUUAGUGAUGAUGGCCGUAAUCUGCUUAGUUGUGUGCCACGUUAUGUAGUGUGGUUGGAUGUGCUGUGGAUCGGUUAUUUACCUUUAAAAUCCUAUUGGUUAUAUUAGGCGAAUUUCUUAUAUUCUUUACUAAAUAUUAAAUACUGUGU